Messenger RNA from Nymphalis io (European peacock), 2982 nucleotides. Its product is annotated as protein VAC14 homolog. Gene Ontology annotation, biological process: positive regulation of kinase activity; phosphatidylinositol biosynthetic process. The coding region runs from base 92 to 2251 and encodes 719 amino acids. The record is from RefSeq and is a predicted model, not a curated record. NCBI's taxonomy places the organism in Eukaryota, Metazoa, Arthropoda, Insecta, Lepidoptera, Nymphalidae. The transcript has 14 exons. Gene Ontology annotation, cellular component: endosome membrane; PAS complex.
GGUUUGAGGAGGUACCUAAAUCGAAAAAUAUUGUUUUUUUUCGAAUAAACAAGUAAAAUUUGUACAAAAAUAUUGUAUAAAUAAAUUCGAAAUGACUGAACGUGACUACGCUCCUCUAAGUGCAGCAUGUGUUCGAGGGUUGUGUGAUAAACUAUAUGAGAAAAGGAAAUUUGCAGGCGUUGAGAUAGAAAAAAUGGUUAAAGACUUCAACGAUGCCAACAAUACUAAUCAAAUAAAACGUUUAAUUCGUGUUCUUGGGCAAGAUCUCAUGUCUUCGACCAACCCCAAUGUCAAAAAUGGAGCGCUGAUGGGUCUUUCUUCAGUCGCAGUGGGCUUAGGAAAGGGUUCUAUAACAUACAUCGGAGAGCUAACACAUCCGAUUGUGGCAUGUCUGGGCGAGAGCGAAGCGCGAGUGCGCUACGCGGCUACCGAGGCGCUGUUCAACGUGCUGAAAAUCGCGCGGGACGCCGCCUUGACGCAGUUCCCGCUCGUGUUCGACGCGCUCGCGAGGCUGGCCGCGGACCCCGAGCCGCAGGUCCGGCAGGGGGCCGAACUGCUCGAUAGACUAGUCAAGGACAUCGUGACGGAGAGCCCGUGCCUGGAGCUGUCGCGCGUGGUGCCGCUGGUGCGCGAGCGCAUGUACACGCGCAGCGCGGCGGCGCGGCAGUUCGCGGUGGCGUGGGUGUCGGCGCUGGACGCCGCGCCCGCGCUGGGCCUGCGCCGCCACCUGCCCGAGCUGCUGGACGGGCUGUUCACGGUGCUGGACGACCCCAACCCGGAGAUCAGACGCAUGUGUGACGUGCAGCUGAAUGAGUUUCUGCGCAGCAUAAAGAAGGACCCGUCGGAAGUUAACUUUGAAGCGAUGAUCAACAUUCUUAUCACGCAUGCGCAGUCCACGGAGGAGUUAUUACAACUGACGGCCGUGACGUGGCUGAAGGAGUUCGCGGAGCUGAGCGGCGCGGGCGUGCUGCCGCACGCGUCGGGCGUGCUGCGCGCCGCGCUGCCGUGCCUCGCCUACACGGACGAGCCGCGCAAGAAGAUACGCGAAACGGCAGCCACUGUUAACCUUCAGCUGACCAAACUCGUGUCGGAUGCGUCGGUGAUUCGAGUGGGCGAGGAGGAAGGGGAGGGACCCCGAUUGCAGCUCGACGCGGUGGUGGAGGUGCUGACGCAGAUGCUGCACCACAGCUCCGUGCACACCAAGGUGGCCACGCUCGACUGGAUCCUGCACCUCUACAACAAGCUGCCGGCCGAGAUGUACGCGCGCACGGAGCGCGUGUUCGUGAGCGUGGUGGCGUGCCUCACGGACGGCGCCGACGACGUCGUGCGCCGCGCGCUCGCCGUGCUCGCCGAGAUCUGCUCCUGCCCCGCCGCCGACGCCUCCGCCGCCAACGCCCCCACUAGCGGCCCCACUGCCGCCGCCGACGCCCCCACUAGCGGCCCCACUGCCGCCGCCGCCUCAGCUGGCGCCUCCGGCGUAGACUCCUACGACGAUUUGGAGAACAGCCCGUACUAUCAGAAGUUCCUGAACGCUCUCCUGAGGCUGCUGGCGGCUGACGAAAAUCUCCUGGAAGACAGGGGAGCGUUUAUUAUAAGGCAGCUGUGCGUGCUGGUGGGCGCGGAGGCCGUGUACCGCGGCGUGGCGGGCGCGGCGCGCGCGCGCGAGCCCCGCCUGGCCGCCCGCCUGGCCGACGUGCUGGCCACGCUGCUGCUCACGGCGCCCGAGCUGCACCCGCUGCGCCUGCGCCUGCGCGCCUUCGACGACGAGGCGACGGUGUCGCUGUUCCGCAUGCUGUACCUGUGCUGGGCGCACAGCCCGGUGGCGCUGCUGGCGCUGUGCCUGCUGACGCACAACUACGCGCACUGCGCAACGCUCAUCAGCACCUUCGGUGAACUCGAAAUAACAGUAGAUUUUCUCACGGAAGUCGACAAACUGGUGCAACUGAUCGAAUCUCCGGUGUUCGCGUACCUGCGCCUGGAGCUGCUGGGCGGGGAGGGCAGUGCGGAGCUGCGCUCGGCGCUGUUCGGGCUGCUCAUGCUGCUGCCGCAGAGCGAGGCCUUCCACUCCCUGCGGCGCCGACUGCACUGCGCGCCGCCCGACACCGCGGCCCCGGCGGCGGCGCCGGCGCGCUGGGCGCUGGACUUCCCGGCGCUGCUGGGCGAGUUCCGGCGCGUGCAGGCGGCGCACCGCGACCACCGCAUGCUGGAGCGCCGCCUCAGCCGCGCGCGCCUCUUCGACCCGCGCUCCUAGGCCCGCGGCGCCUCCCGCCCGGACUUGUAAAUAACUCUAAAGUCUAUAACGACCUUGUUAUGUAUUCGAUUAUUUCAUUUGCGAGCCAAUUGUAGUUUGCCAUCUCCGAUGAUCGACGAGAAUCGACGGCGGUAGGAGGUAAUAUAUUUUAUUCUCAGGAGCGCACAGGUGUGGCCGUAGCCUUACAUAUUCCGCACUAGCGCUUGUUAACGCGGAUGUGUCCGCUGCUUCGGGGAGCCUAAGUUUGUAAGCAGCUAAUAUACGGAUAAAUCAGCUUGGAGACGUUUCUGCGUUUGUAGUGGUAUAAUACACGGUUACUAAAACUCUCACAUAUGUAGCGUUAGAAGUGUCAUUAUAUUUAUUAAUACUAAUUAAUUUGUAAUAAAAUAUAUAGGAAUAUGUUAAAAUUGACAUCGCAAAAUAAUACACAAUAUUUAUUCUAUUGUAGGAGAAAUGUUAUUUCGGAGUAGAGACGACGCCUUAGAUAGAAUAUCGGAACGAAUUAUCAUUAAGAUAAGUGAUUGAUGGGAUGACAGCGAGAAUGACGAUGUCUUCGAAAUAUCAGAUUAGUAACUAUAAAAAGUAUUUGAUUGUAUGUUUAUCUGCUGACGGUGCGCUACUACAAACGAAAAAACAUCUUCAAGCUGAUUUGACUGUAGCUGUAUUUAAAAAUUUAUGUAUAUAGAUAUUUAAGAUUUGAAGUUUCUAGAAUAUAAGAUGAGCACAUUCCA